Zalophus californianus (California sea lion) is the source of this 16057-nucleotide messenger RNA. RefSeq names its product kalirin RhoGEF kinase (gene KALRN). Bases 744 to 9713 code for a protein of 2989 amino acids. Gene Ontology annotation, molecular function: protein kinase activity; guanyl-nucleotide exchange factor activity; ATP binding. Gene Ontology annotation, biological process: axon guidance; intracellular signal transduction; protein phosphorylation. The transcript has 60 exons. The record is from RefSeq and is a predicted model, not a curated record. Gene Ontology annotation, cellular component: cytoplasm; postsynaptic density. Lineage: Eukaryota; Metazoa; Chordata; Mammalia; Carnivora; Otariidae.
UAGCUCGCGGCUCAGGCUCGGCUCCGGGAGAGGCCGGCGCGCGGCCGCCGGGGAGGGAGGUGUCCGCGCCACGGGCGGCCAGCGGCGAGCGGCCGGCCCGGGCGGGAGCUUCAGUUCAGCUCCGCGCCGCCCGGGUCAUUGUUGGCCGCGACCAGGGAGCGGGAGCCAGGGGAGGAGCCGGGGAGGCGGUGGCGGCGGCGGCGGCGGCGGCGGCGGCGGGAGCCAGAGGGGGAGCCAGAGAGCGUGCGAGGGAGGGAGUCAGCGAGCGAGCGAGAGAGCGAGGGAGGGAGGAGGUAGAGAGACAGGGAGGGUGGGAGGGAGGAGGAAAAAUAAAGAGGAGAGUGGAGCAGGGCUGAACAAUAGAGACAGGCAGACGGGCGAGGAGGAGAGCCAGCUGCCGCUGCUGGGGGAGAGCGGGCGCCCAGGCAGCCCGGACCCCGGCCCCGGCCCGGCUCGGCUCCGGCCAGACAGCAGGCGGCCAGCGCCCGCGGGGAAGGGGUACCAUGGGGGAGCCGGCGGCAGGCGCCCCCAGCCCGCCGCGCGCCUCCGCCUGAGGGAGGCUGGGCGUCCUCUGUCCCAGCCCCGCCGCCCCAGCCGCCCGAGCCGCCCGCCCUCGAAGCCGCGAGUCCGCUCGGUCUGCGGCCGCGGCCGCUGCGCCCCGCGCCCUCCGCCCAGCGGGCGCCCAGCAGCCCUCGGCCCCGGGCUCGGCCGGCCCCGGCUGCCCGCGGACGCCUCCCUCAGUCAUGAACCCCCCGGAGGGGGCAGCGGAGGAAGGAGGAGCCGCCGACUCGGACGUGGACGCCUUUUUCCGGACAGGGUCUUUUCGGAAUGAUGGUUUGAAAGCUUCUGAUGUCCUUCCCAUCCUAAAGGAAAAAGUGGCCUUCGUGUCUGGGGGCCGUGAUAAGCGAGGGGGACCCAUCCUGACUUUCCCAGCUCGCAGCAAUCAUGACAGAAUAAGACAGGAAGACCUGAGGAAACUCGUGACCUAUUUGGCCAGUGUGCCAAGUGAGGACGUGUGCAAACGUGGCUUCACCGUCAUCAUCGACAUGCGGGGCUCCAAGUGGGACCUCAUCAAGCCCCUCCUCAAGACGCUGCAGGAAGCCUUUCCAGCCGAGAUCCAUGUGGCCCUCAUCAUCAAACCCGACAACUUCUGGCAGAAGCAGAAGACCAACUUUGGCAGCUCCAAAUUCAUCUUCGAGACAAGCAUGGUGUCCGUGGAGGGCCUCACGAAGCUGGUGGACCCCUCCCAGCUGACCGAGGAGUUCGAUGGCUCCCUGGACUACAACCACGAGGAGUGGAUAGAGCUGCGGCUCUCCCUGGAGGAGUUCUUCAACAGUGCUGUGCACCUGCUGUCCCGCCUCGAGGACCUGCAGGAGAUGCUGGCCCGGAAGGAGUUCCCUGUGGAUGUGGAAGGCUCCCGGCGGCUCAUCGACGAGCACACACAGCUCAAGAAGAAGGUGCUGAAGGCCCCCGUGGAGGAGCUGGACCGGGAGGGGCAGCGGCUGCUGCAGUGUAUCCGCUGCAGCGAUGGGUUCUCGGGGCGCAACUGCAUCCCGGGCAGCGCCGACUUCCAGAGCCUGGUGCCCAAGAUCACCAGCCUCCUGGACAAGCUGCACUCCACCCGGCAGCACCUGCACCAGAUGUGGCAUGUGCGCAAGCUCAAGCUGGACCAGUGCUUCCAGCUGCGGCUUUUUGAGCAGGAUGCCGAGAAGAUGUUUGACUGGAUAAGCCACAACAAGGAGUUAUUCCUCCAGAGCCAUACGGAGAUCGGUGUGAGCUACCAGCAUGCCCUAGACCUCCAGACGCAGCACAAUCACUUUGCCAUGAACUCCAUGAAUGCCUAUGUCAACAUCAACCGCAUCAUGUCCGUGGCUUCCCGUCUCUCUGAGGCCGGUCAUUACGCCUCGCAGCAAAUCAAGCAGAUUUCCACACAGCUGGACCAGGAGUGGAAGAGCUUCGCGGCUGCCCUGGAUGAACGCAGCACCAUCCUGGCCAUGUCUGCGGUGUUCCACCAGAAGGCUGAGCAGUUCCUGUCGGGAGUGGAUGCCUGGUGCAAGAUGUGCAGCGAGGGGGGCCUGCCCUCUGAGAUGCAGGACCUGGAGCUGGCCAUCCACCACCACCAGUCCUUGUAUGAGCAGGUGACGCAGGCCUACACAGAGGUCAGCCAGGAUGGCAAAGCACUGCUGGAUGUGCUGCAGCGGCCCCUGAGCCCUGGGAACUCUGAGUCCCUCACGGCCACCGCCAACUACUCCAAGGCAGUGCACCAGGUGCUGGACGUGGUGCACGAGGUGCUGCACCACCAGCGGCGGCUUGAGAGCAUCUGGCAGCACCGCAAGGUGCGGCUCCACCAGCGGCUGCAGCUCUGUGUCUUCCAGCAGGACGUGCAGCAGGUAUUGGACUGGAUUGAAAACCACGGUGAGGCCUUUCUCAGCAAACACACUGGGGUUGGGAAGUCGCUGCAUCGAGCCCGGGCCCUGCAGAAGAGGCACGAUGACUUUGAAGAGGUGGCUCAGAAUACCUACACCAAUGCGGACAAGCUCCUAGAAGCCGCAGAGCAGCUGGCUCAGACCGGGGAAUGUGACCCCGAGGAGAUCUACAAGGCAGCACGACACCUGGAGGUACGCAUCCAGGACUUUGUGCGCAGGGUGGAACAGCGGAAGCUUCUCCUGGACAUGUCUGUCUCCUUCCACACACACACCAAAGAGUUGUGGACAUGGAUGGAAGACCUUCAGAAGGAGAUGCUGGAGGAUGUUUGUGCGGACUCAGUGGAUGCGGUCCAGGAACUGAUCAAGCAGUUCCAGCAGCAGCAGACCGCCACUCUGGAUGCCACGCUCAACGUCAUCAAGGAAGGCGAAGACCUUAUCCAGCAGCUCAGGUCAGCGCCUCCCUCCCUGGGGGAGCCCAGCGAGGCCAGGGACUCGGCUGUGUCCAACAACAAGACACCCCACAGCAGCUCCAUCAGCCACAUCGAGUCAGUCCUGCAGCAGCUGGACGAUGCCCAGGUGCAGAUGGAGGAACUGUUCCACGAGCGGAAGAUCAAGCUGGACAUCUUCCUGCAGCUGCGCAUCUUCGAGCAGUAUACCAUUGAGGUGACGGCAGAGCUGGACGCCUGGAAUGAGGACUUGCUCCGGCAGAUGAAUGACUUCAACACGGAGGAUCUGACACUGGCUGAGCAGCGGCUACAGCGCCACACGGAGCGGAAGCUAGCCAUGAACAACAUGACGUUCGAGGUCAUACAGCAGGGGCAGGAUCUGCACCAGUACAUCAUGGAGGUCCAGGCCUCAGGAAUUGAGUUAAUCUGUGAGAAAGACAUUGAUCUGGCAGCCCAGGUACAAGAGCUACUGGAGUUUCUCCAUGAGAAGCAACAUGAAUUGGAGCUCAACGCGGAGCAGACCCAUAAGCGGCUGGAGCAGUGCCUCCAACUGCGGCACCUGCAGGCCGAGGUCAAACAGGUCCUGGGAUGGAUCCGCAAUGGGGAGUCAAUGCUCAACGCCAGCCUGGUCAAUGCCAGCUCUUUGUCUGAAGCAGAACAGCUGCAGCGGGAACACGAGCAGUUCCAACUGGCAAUCGAGUCCCUCUUUCAUGCCACUUCCUUGCAGAAGACGCACCAGAGCGCCCUGCAGGUACAGCAGAAAGCUGAGGCACUGCUCCAGGCUGGCCACUAUGAUGCCGAUGCCAUCCGGGAAUGUGCCGAGAAGGUGGCCCUCCACUGGCAGCAGCUCAUGCUGAAGAUGGAAGACCGGCUAAAACUAGUCAAUGCCUCUGUGGCAUUUUAUAAAACUUCUGAACAGGUCUGUAGUGUCCUGGAGAGUUUAGAGCAAGAAUAUCGGAGAGACGAGGACUGGUGUGGCGGACGAGAUAAACUGGGACCAGCAGCAGAGAUCGACCAUGUCAUCCCACUCAUCAGCAAACAUUUGGAACAAAAGGAGGCCUUUCUUAAGGCCUGUACCCUGGCACGGCGGAACGCGGAGGUGUUCCUCAAGUACAUCCACAGGAACAACGUUAGCAUGCCCAGUGCCGCUGGCCACACCCGGGGACCUGAGCAGCAGGUGAAAGCCAUCCUGAGUGAGCUCUUACAGAGGGAGAAUCGCGUCCUGCACUUCUGGACUUUGAAGAAGCGGCGGUUAGACCAGUGCCAGCAAUAUGUGGUGUUUGAGCGCAGCGCGAAACAGGCGCUGGACUGGAUCCAAGAAACAGGUGAAUAUUACCUGUCAACACAUACCUCCACUGGAGAGACCACAGAGGAGACUCAGGAACUGCUGAAGGAAUAUGGGGAAUUCAGGGUGCCUGCCAAGCAAACAAAGGAGAAGGUGAAGCUUCUGAUUCAACUGGCUGAUAGCUUUGUGGAAAAAGGCCACAUUCAUGCCACGGAGAUCAGAAAAUGGGUGACCACAGUGGACAAGCAUUACAGAGACUUCUCCUUGAGGAUGGGAAAGUACCGAUACUCCCUGGAGAAAGCGCUAGGCGUCAACACAGAGGACAAUAAGGACCUGGAGCUGGACAUCAUCCCAGCAAGCCUUUCAGAUCGUGAGGUCAAGCUACGGGACGCCAACCAUGAAGUCAAUGAAGAGAAGCGGAAGUCAGCCCGGAAGAAAGAAUUCAUUAUGGCUGAAUUGCUGCAGACAGAGAAGGCUUAUGUAAGGGACUUACAUGAGUGCUUAGAGACCUACCUGUGGGAAAUGACCAGCGGCGUGGAGGAGAUCCCCCCUGGCAUCCUUAAUAAAGAGCACAUCAUCUUUGGCAACAUCCAGGAGAUCUACGAUUUCCAUAACAACAUCUUCCUCAAAGAGUUGGAGAAGUAUGAGCAGCUGCCUGAGGAUGUGGGACACUGCUUUGUUACCUGGGCAGACAAAUUUCAGAUGUACGUCACCUACUGUAAAAACAAGCCUGAUUCCAAUCAGCUGAUCCUGGAGCACGCAGGCACCUUCUUUGAUGAGAUACAGCAGCGGCACGGUCUGGCCAACUCCAUCUCUUCCUACCUAAUCAAGCCCGUCCAGAGGAUCACCAAGUACCAACUGCUCCUGAAGGAACUUUUAACUUGCUGUGAAGAAGGGAAGGGGGAGCUCAAGGAUGGCCUGGAGGUGAUGCUCAGUGUCCCAAAGAAAGCCAAUGAUGCCAUGCAUGUCAGCAUGCUGGAAGGGUUUGACGAGAACCUGGAUGUGCAGGGAGAGCUGAUUCUCCAGGAUGCCUUCCAAGUGUGGGACCCAAAGUCGCUGAUCCGGAAGGGGCGGGAGCGGCACCUGUUCCUCUUUGAGAUCUCCUUGGUUUUUAGCAAGGAGAUCAAAGACUCUUCAGGACACACGAAAUAUGUUUACAAGAACAAGCUACUGACCUCAGAGCUGGGUGUGACCGAGCACGUAGAAGGUGAUCCCUGCAAAUUCGCCUUGUGGUCUGGGCGCACCCCCUCCUCAGACAAUAAAACAGUGCUGAAAGCCUCCAACAUAGAAACCAAGCAAGAGUGGAUCAAGAACAUUCGAGAGGUGAUUCAAGAAAGGAUCAUUCACCUGAAAGGAGCUUUAAAGGAGCCAAUUCAGCUCCCCAAAACACCAGCCAAACAGAGGAACAAUAGUAAGAGGGAUGGAGUGGAGGAUGUUGACAGCCAGGGAGAUGGGAGCAGCCAGCCAGAUACCAUCUCCAUCGCCUCCAGGACCUCUCAGAAUACAGUGGACAGUGACAAGCUCUCUGGCGGAUGUGAGUUGACCGUGGUCCUCCAGGACUUCAAUGCGGGCCACAGCAGCGAGCUGACCAUCCAGGUGGGGCAGACGGUGGAGCUGCUGGAGCGGCCCAGCGAGCGGCCGGGCUGGUGUCUGGUCCGCACCACGGAACGGAGCCCCCCCCAGGAGGGCCUGGUUCCCAGCAGCGCCCUGUGCAUCUCCCAUUCCCGAAGCAGCGUGGAGAUGGACUGCUUCUUCCCCUUGGUGAAAGAUGCAUACUCUCAUUCCUCAAGUGAAAACGGAGGCAAGUCUGAGUCAGUGGCCAACCUGCAGUCUCAGCCCUCCCUGAACUCCAUCCACAGCUCCCCUGGGCCCAAGCGUUCCACCAACACCCUUAAGAAGUGGCUGACCAGUCCCGUGCGCCGGCUCAACAGUGGAAAAGCAGAUGGAAACAUCAAGAAGCAGAAGAAAGUACGAGAUGGCCGGAAGAGCUUCGACCUGGGAUCUCCCAAGCCUGGGGAUGAGACGACCCCUCAGGGAGACAGUGCCGAUGAGAAGAACAAGAAAGGUUGGGGCGAGGAUGAGCCAGAUGAAGAGUCACACACCCCCCUCCCUCCUCCUAUGAAGAUCUUUGACAAUGACCCUACACAGGACGAGAUGUCCUCCUCUUUGCUAGCAGCCCGGCAGGCUUCCACUGAAGUACCUUCUGCUGCAGACCUUGUCAGUGCAAUAGAACAAUUGGUCAAAAGCAAGCUGAGUCUAGAAGGAGGCUCAUACCGGGGAAGCUUGAAAGACCCUGUAGGCUGCCUGAAUGAGGGGAUGACCCCACCCACACCUCCUAGAAACCUGGAAGAAGAACAGAAAGCCAAGGCCCUGAGAGGCCGGAUGUUUGUCCUGAAUGAGCUGGUACAGACAGAAAAAGACUAUGUCAAGGAUCUGGGGAUUGUGGUGGAGGGCUUCAUGAAGAGAAUAGAAGAAAAGGGUGUCCCUGAGGACAUGCGAGGGAAGGAUAAAAUCGUGUUUGGAAAUAUUCACCAGAUUUACGACUGGCAUAAGGAUUUUUUCCUGGCUGAACUGGAAAAAUGUAUCCAGGAGCAAGACAGACUGGCCCAGCUCUUUAUUAAACACGAGCGGAAGCUGCACAUCUACGUGUGGUACUGCCAGAACAAGCCGCGCUCCGAGUACAUCGUCGCCGAGUACGACGCGUACUUCGAAGAGGUGAAACAGGAGAUAAAUCAAAGGCUGACGCUUAGCGACUUCCUUAUCAAGCCCAUUCAGAGAAUCACAAAAUAUCAGUUGCUCCUCAAGGACUUCCUGAGAUACAGUGAGAAGGCUGGUUUGGAGUGUUCCGAUAUCGAGAAAGCCGUGGAGUUAAUGUGCCUUGUUCCAAAACGCUGCAAUGACAUGAUGAAUCUGGGACGCCUGCAGGGCUUUGAGGGCACCCUGACUGCUCAGGGGAAGCUGCUGCAACAGGACACGUUCUAUGUGAUUGAGCUGGACGCCGGCAUGCAGUCCCGGACCAAGGAGAGGCGUGUGUUCCUCUUUGAGCAAAUCGUCAUCUUCAGUGAACUGCUAAGGAAGGGAUCACUCACCCCGGGCUACAUGUUCAAAAGAAGCAUCAAGAUGAAUUACUUGGUCCUGGAGGAGAAUGUGGACAAUGACCCCUGUAAGUUUGCGCUCAUGAAUAGAGAGACUUCUGAGAGGGUCAUUCUGCAAGCCGCCAAUGCGGACAUCCAGCAGGCCUGGGUGCAGGACAUCAAUCAAGUCUUAGAAACACAGCGAGACUUCUUAAAUGCCCUACAGUCGCCCAUUGAGUAUCAGCGGAAAGAACGGAGCACGGCCGUGAUGAGGUCCCAGCCAUCCAGGGUUCCCCAAGCCAGCCCCAGACCCUACUCCUCUGCCCCGACGGGCUCUGAGAAGCCCCCAAAGGGCUCCAGCUAUAACCCACCUCUGCCACCCCUGAAGAUAUCUACCUCCAAUGGCAGUCCAGGGUUUGACUACCACCAACCUGGGGAAAAGUUUGAGGCCAGCAAGCAGGGCGACCUGGGAGGCUGCAAUGGGACCUCAUCCAUGGCCGUGAUCAAAGAUUACUAUGCACUGAAGGAGAACGAAAUCUGUGUGAGCCAAGGUGAGGUGGUCCAGGUCCUCGCCGUCAACCAGCAGAACAUGUGCCUGGUGUACCAGCCUGCCAGCGACCGCUCCCCGGCGGCCGAGGGCUGGGUCCCGGGCAGUGUCCUGGCGCCCCUGCCCAAAGCCACGGCGGCCGCAGAAAAUAGUGACGGAAGCAUCAAGAAGUCAUGUUCAUGGCAUACUCUACGAAUGAGAAAGCGGGCGGAAGUGGAGAACACGGGUAAAAAUGAAGCCACAGGGCCUCGUAAACCCAAGGAUAUUCUGGGCAACAAAGUCUCUGUUAAAGAGACGAACAGUUCCGAGGAGUCAGAGUGUGAUGAUCUUGACCCUAAUACUAGCAUGGAGAUCUUAAAUCCAAAUUUCAUCCAAGAAGUGGCCCCAGAAUUCCUUGUGCCCUUAGUGGAUGUGACCUGCUUGCUUGGGGACACAGUGACACUGCAGUGCAAAGUCUGUGGGCGGCCCAAGCCCACCAUCACCUGGAAGGGGCCAGACCAGAACGUCCUUGACACGGACAACAGCUCGGCCACAUCCACCGUCUCCUCCUGUGAUUCGGGGGAAAUCACCCUGAAGAUUUGCAAUCUGAUGCCCCAAGACAGUGGGAUUUAUACCUGCAUAGCAACAAAUGACCACGGCACUGCAUCUACAUCUGCUACAGUUAAAGUGCAAGGUGUUCCAGCGGCCCCUAACCGCCCCAUCGCCCAGGAGAGAAGCUGCACCUCCGUGAUCCUCCGCUGGCUGCCUCCCUCCAGCACGGGAAACUGCACAAUUUCCGGUUACACCGUGGAGUACAGAGAAGAAGGUUCCCAGGCCUGGCAGCAGUCGGUGGCUUCGACCUUGGACACUUACCUCGUUGUCGAGGACCUCAGUCCUGGGAGUCCUUAUCAGUUCCGAGUCAGCGCCAGUAACCCCUGGGGGAUCAGCCUUCCCAGCGAGCCCUCGGAGUUUGUGCGACUCCCCGAGUACGAUGCUGCUGCUGAUGGCGCCACCAUUUCCUGGAAGGAAAAUUUUGAUUCUGCUUAUACUGAGCUAAAUGAAAUUGGAAGAGGCCGUUUCUCCAUAGUGAAGAAGUGCAUUCACAAAGCCACACGCAAGGAUGUCGCCGUGAAAUUUGUUAGCAAAAAAAUGAAGAAAAAAGAGCAGGCUGCCCAUGAGGCUGCCCUGCUUCAGCACCUGCAACACCCCCAGUACAUCACUCUCCACGACACCUAUGAGUCCCCCACGUCCUACAUCCUGAUUCUGGAACUGAUGGAUGAUGGUCGGCUCUUAGACUACCUUAUGAAUCAUGAUGAGCUGAUGGAGGAGAAAGUUGCUUUCUACAUCCGAGACAUCAUGGAAGCGCUGCAGUACCUCCACAACUGUAGGGUGGCCCAUUUGGACAUAAAGCCCGAAAACCUGCUCAUUGACCUACGCAUCCCAGUGCCUCGGGUGAAGCUCAUCGACCUGGAGGAUGCCGUCCAGAUCUCGGGGCACUUCCACAUCCACCACCUGCUGGGCAACCCCGAGUUUGCUGCCCCAGAAGUGAUCCAAGGAAUCCCCGUCUCCCUGGGCACAGACAUCUGGAGCAUCGGGGUUCUGACAUACGUCAUGCUGAGUGGGGUGUCCCCCUUCUUGGACGAGAGUAAGGAGGAGACCUGUAUCAAUGUGUGCAGGGUGGACUUCAGCUUCCCACACGAAUACUUCUGUGGCGUGAGCAACGCUGCCAGAGACUUCAUCAAUGUGAUCCUACAGGAAGACUUCCGCAGGAGGCCCACGGCAGCCACGUGCCUGCAGCAUCCCUGGCUGCAGCCCCAUAACGGCAGCUACUCCAAGAUCCCCCUGGACACCUCCCGCCUGGCAUGCUUCAUAGAACGCCGCAAGCACCAGAACGACGUGCGGCCUGUCCCCAAUGUCAAGAGCUACAUUGUCAACCGGGUAAACCAAGGGACGUAGCCGUCUCCUCGCCCUUGGGGUUCCACAUGGAAGUGCAGUGUGAACCAAAGCAAGACUGAAUGUCUGUAAAUAAUUCUGUUCAUUCGCUCCACGCAGUUCUCUGGCUUGAGAGACGGACCUCUUAAACCGCGUCCAUGGCUAUUCAGGGUCUGGGCAGCAGUGAAAUUACCCUCAACCCAGGGGCUUUCCAGAAGGUCAUAGAAGAAAGAAAGAUGCAAAGAGUCACCCAGAACAUUAAAGAGAGGGGGCAAGGAUACCAAGAAUAUGAGCCGUUAUAAAAUUUUAACAGUGUGUUCCAAAACGAGUGGUGAAAUGGGCAAAGCUAAAGCUCACGGUAGUGAGUGUAAAAGGUUUCUAACCCUGCUGAAAUUUUAAGCAAAAAAGUUCUAUUUAACAGAGAUGUCACAUAUGUCAACUAUUCUGGUUUAGAUUACUUAGAUAUAGUUUCUUAAUAGCAUACAUAUACACAUACAGUAAAGUAUAUCCCAUUCAGGUUUCAGAGUUUUAUAAUAUAGAGGUAUAUAUGAAAUCAAUCAUAAGUAAUUUUGAGUGCUCCAGUUAAGACGGUAAUUUAUUUACCGAAGCAUUACAUUGUUUUGACUAAGCACAAUUAGAUGACAAGUUUUUUAGAGCAUUUUAUAAAUCUUGUAUAGAAAUCUUUUACCAGAACCCAUGCAUUAAGAGAAAGCAAUGUUACCCUUUUGCAAUCUGUGAAUGAGAAGGUUUUUCUCUCAGUCACGAGUAUUUGAUUAGCAUAGGUUCUGUAUAUGAAACACUACCCCCAAAUUCACUGGCAGCUCAGAGUUAAUCCGGCAGGAAAGCCUGCCAGGAAAUAAGUCCAAAUAUGGUUAAGAGUUGUGGGGCUAUUUUUAUGUCUACACUCGGUUUGAACUAGGUAACGAAUAUAACAGGUUCACACAAAAGGGCAAAUAGAAACCUUUCCUACGGUUCCUAUGAACAACGUUAACAACACUUUCUGACUUCUACAGACGUAGAAUGUAGUCCUCAGAAAGUUGGCUUGCUUUAUUUCUAACCCCUUCUGGAAGCUAAGGGGUGCUUACCAAAAGGAGGCAGCCAUAUAGGCCUUUAAAGGCCUGGUCCCAAGUCCUUUUUGAAGCCAUGGAAUAAAAUCUGAUACAUCACUCUGACAGAGCAUUGAAUUUUAACUGUGAUUGCCAUACCUAUCUCCACUUAGCCGCUGAUAUUUCCCUGGACCAAAAGGACCAAUUGCACUUUGAGGCCAACACUGCUUUUUGGCGCGUAUUCUCCACACAAGGUGAUUAUGAACUGCCCUUUUCCCCCCCGCUAGUGGAAAAAAAAAUUCAGUCUGGACAUUUCAUGGUUGUUUUUCUUUCUUUGUUUUUGGGGAAGAUUUUUUGUUUUGUGUGUGUGUGUGUGUGUGUGUGUGUGUGUGUGUGUGUUGGUACAUGAUCCACCCUUUGUUUUCUAGGAUGGGUUUUGAAAAUUGCUAUUAUGCAAAUAUUAUUUUAAAAUUAUAACUCAAGUGUUUGUCCUCAAAUUAGGUUUAAUGGCAUUGCUUCUCUCCUAUAAUAGGACUGAGAAAAUUAAAAGCGUGUGGCACAGAAGUGCAAGCAGAGGGUUUAUGAGGAAUAAAUAGAAUUACAAAUCGAUCUAAAUGAAAAAGGAUGGUGGACACUAAGCCUGAACUUUAAUAUAUAAAAACACUUAUUCCCACAGUGGAAAUGUAAAAUUAAAAAUACUCAUCUUUCAUUUCCAUUGCUUUCAGAGUCACCUUCUUCAUCCACUAAUUAAUCAAUUAGUAGGAAGUACAAGCAAUAAGACUAGAUAGCACUUCGUAUUUUUAGGAUUAACCAAAUACAUGGAAACUGAUUCCACCUAUAUUUGGUUCCUAGCUUCAGAUGGCCCUGGGUCACCAAGGCGCCCUCCCUCAGAGCCCACCCCUGACUAACCCCCCUAGUCUCCAUUUAAAUCUACAUGUAUAUACAAAUACUAUCUGAUAUGAUAUUUUAAAAUUUAAAACAUAUUUACUAAAAAAAAACCUUUUAAGGAAACAUGUCUUCAUUGUGAGAUUGAGCCUAAAAGAAGGCCUGGUCCCUAGGGCUCGUCACAGGACGGAGGGCGGGUGCUGAGGAUUCCAAAUACCCAUCAAGUGUGGCUUGGCAAGGUCUGUUUCAUCCACUGUGUGCAAUGACUAAAGAACUCCCUGCUGAGUCCUUUUGAGUUUUUAUGACCAUGGAAGAGAUGGGCUGAGUUUCUGCUGGAGAAGAUUAGGGCCUUGGACGGUGGUGCACAGAGGGCACAGGAGAGCGUUCACGAAAUCGUGUUGUGGGAAGGCAGCUGACAGAAUGUUAGAGCCAAAGCUUUUAUAUCAGCCUUGCCAUCAGAGUAGCGACGGCCCAGGUGUGGGGUUGUGCAUGUGCGGAAUCUCCCCUCCCCACCAAGUACACAUGUUGGGGAAGUGAGGAGACAGGAGAGGCGGGACAUAGAAAUGCAAAGUGGUGUGAUUGUUAACUAGAGCCAAAGUACAAUCAUUAGAGUAGAAUUAAUUUAAUAGAGGCUCCAGGAGAAAGGGUGUGUAUUUUAUAUAGCUUGGUCACUGAAGAGAACUAACAGAGAGGUGUCCUGUCUGCAAAGCCCCUGCUCCCUCCCAACAGGAGUAAGAUAGCAGUCCUGCUUCGAGAUUCUCUUUAGCCAGCUGGAAGUAACAAGGAAUCCCCGAAGGUGGGGCUGGGCAAUAUACAUGAGGUUGCUCUGUGGGCAACCGUGGUGAGGGAAGAAGGAUUAGAAACCAGUUUCUUGUACCUGUUUUGGCAGAUAUUUAUUACUUUGUGGUAGAGAGGGGGAGAAGAGAAAAUGUUCCACUUCCACCAUAACCGUCAUAGUUUUUGAAAUCAAAACCUAACUAGGAAUUAGUGAGAGUGAACUUCCAGUUGAAGUGGGAAAAAUUAAUGUUGGUUAAACUCGUAAGUUUCUUGCUUGGCUUAUAUUCAUUGCGUAGAGUUUUGGGGUUUGUUUUGUUUUGUAAGGGUGGGAUGCAGAAAGAAGGAAAAGAUCAGGGACAACUCAUACUAAUUUUUUAAAGAUAUAAUGAUUUACUGCACAUUUUACAUUUGUUUCAAAUUAAAUAGAUUUAUAUGCACUUACAGCUGAAUGUUGGGAAAAUUUUUAGGAAAAAAAUUGUAAUGUUGGAGGUGUCCUUCAGGACUCUCACAGCCAUAAACACCCUUGGGGGAGUAGAGGAAGCAGAGGAAAAGCUGGCUUCACCGCUUUGUCGUUCACAAAGCCUUUAUAAAUAGUAGUGCCUUUCAGAGGGGAGGAUGGGAGAUAAAGAAGUUCAUUGUAUUUAGAUUGACUGAUACUGCAGCAUUUUUUCUCUUUCUGUUAAAAUAUCUUUUAAAUGAAAACAUCUGAAUAUAGGGUGAGGCCAGGAAUUCUUGAGUUUCAACCUCAGCUAUUCCUGAUUCGUCCUUUCUUACAGAAAGUCUUUGUUUUUUUCUGUCCCAAAUGUCCCCAUUGUUAAAAUGGGAAUGGGGGGGGAGGAGGGACUUUAAUCUCAUAGGAAUGUUGCAAAAAUAGCAUAGCUGGGAUGUCUAAAGGAUAUUUUGAUUUUCUUAAAGUACUACACACUGCCAGUGCUAAGAAUUUUACUGAGAGUAACUUUGAACAUUCCGCGUUUUCAAUAUCCAUAUUUUAGGAUACCAUUUGCAAACUCAUGAGAUUAAGUUCUGUAAAUUGAUUUUAAUUGGAAGUACCAGGUGCUCUUUGUCUAAAUGUUAUUUGGUCUUAGCCUGUAAUUUCAAUCAUUUAAAAGCUUGUCUACAGAAAAAGGUUAGGAGAGCUAAUGGUCUUAUGUGAAUACACUGUUUUCUCUGGUAUUUCUGAUGGCAGAGCCAGAGUAGGACACCCUCCAGGGUGAUGCUGCUCUCUCCUCUCAAGUUUUAUGCUCUGGAAAAAUUGACAGAGAAGAACUCAAAACAGCCACUUUCCUCACUGGAAGGGCAGAAGUGAGAAUAAAGUAUUGUUUGAUAUCGCAACUCACUUCUUCAGAAUCUCACCAGCAUCCAUUAUAAGAGGCAAAUUGCAUGCACAGGUGUAGAAAUGAAUUGAACUGUUGGAUUUUGGAGGGAAAACCUUGGAUUUUUUUUUUUUUUUUAAGAUAAUUAGGUGCUUCAGGAGUAACAUAUUUGCUUUCCCAUAGUCUCCAUGAUUUAAUGAAUUUAGUCAUUCCUUGUUUCCUUGCCUAUGUGAAAGAGCAUGGGAAUUUAGAUUUGUGAGAACAUGAGGGAACAAAGGUAUUAUAAACUAGAUGGUGGUUAUAUCUGUGUAUUAACUAAAACGUUGUCCCACAAAUUUGAUAGAGGAGGAAAUAUUACAAACAUUAGGGGUCUCUGUAGUAAGGCAAAGUGCAAACUCACCACUCCCUUCUUCAGUUUUGAGGAAUGUGGGCUUUAUUCCUUUUUCUCCUGUGUAGCAUCUCUGUGGAGUCUGGGUUAGGCUAACAUAGUAUGUGGGCUUCCAAUGGAUUUAUUUACAUUAUGGCUUUUCUAUUUACUAUUUAAAGUCUAGGGAUCAUUUGGAAAUUAAUAAUUAAAUCUGGGGUGGGUUUAGAAGAGACAAGGUUUAUAUAUACUCCACUAAGAAAAGGGAAGCUACUGUGUUAAUAUUUAUUUUCUAAAAAGUAUAAGGAUUUCAGUUGUUUCAUUAAUUCUAAAGGGUUAAAAAGAGCUGAAAUUUGUCCAUAGCACUAGACAUUUUUAAUAGGUAAUAUUAUUCAUGUGAGAAAUCUAUACAGAAAUAGAACACAGAAAUAACAUAGGCCAUAUUUUCAAUGAAAGGCAUUUCUGCAUUUUUCCAUAUGUGUAGAAGUUAGAGGAGAAGAAAAAGCAAUUACUCUAAGACAAAUUUUCAUCUUUAAGGGACAUUUAUGGAAAGCCUGAAAUUAAUACUUGUGAAAGCCUGAAAUACUCAUAGGCUAUUGUGUUUUCUUGUCAGCCUGUUUGCUGGGAGAUUCUAAAAUGUGGUCAGAUUUAGUUUUAUUCAAACGAUCAGGAUCAACUGUUUCUUCAGAUUGCUGAGGAUAGUUGAAAAAAGGGAGAGUGGUGGGGAAAAAGUGCAAAUAAAAUUCCUGGCGUCCCAACUUAAGCAAGCCAAUUUGCUAGCCCAGGGAGAGCUAGCAUUAAGAGUUGCAUCAAUGCCUGACUUCUAUCAAGAAAUGAAUCCACAUCCUGGAGUAUUAUGGGGACAGUUACCAUGAUCUCAGAGACUGUGGUUAUGAAUUUGAAGUUAACAAAACAUACAUCUUCUCUUACUAACUUAAGCCAUAUCUGUCAUCUGUGUCUGAUUUUUUUGACCCUGGUGCUUUUACUUCUGUUUCUGCCAAACUCCAGCCUGCUCUAUGGGGAAGGUGAGUAACACCAGUAGUUAGGACAAAUGUGAAGACUGUGAAAAACUAAACAUAACUGUCAGAAUGAGAUCCUAGUCAGAGAACAGUAGUGAUCAAAGUGCAAACUAUUGGGGAAUAUGGAUAUAUGUACACCUGUACAUGUAUAUAGUGUAUAAUAUGUAUGUAUAUGUUAUUGCUCAUAUGCAGAAAUCUAUCCAGUUGAAGACAGCCCAGGUCGGUCAAUUUUUCUACUGGAAAACCUUUUAGGGCCAUUCAAAACCAUUAGGGCUGAUGGGUGGAGUUCCAGCCUACUCAUUUGGGAAUUGUUUGCUGUCCUUUGAAGUCCACAAAGCCAAAUGAACAAAGCCUGAAACAUAAUGAGGCCAUAGCUGAGGCUGUUUACCUAGGGUCAGGAGUAUCUUUAUGUUUGAAUUAUUAAUAGUUGGUUUGCAAACUGCACUGGCACCUCUUGGUUUUGAGUGACCCCCUCCCCACCAAGUUGGAGUGGGCUUCUCUGGCCAUUCAGAUAAAGGGCCUUAUCCGUAAGUGGAUAGGUUUCCCCAUAGGGACCAUUACACAUAUACAUAUAAGUACAUACUUCCAUUGGGCUUGUAACAAUUGAUUUAAAAUCACUUCACAGUAUCGAUAAAUAGCUCUAUAUUUUCAAGGUGCAGAAGAAUUCCACAGCCUUAAUUAUUUCAGUGUCUUGCUGGUCUGCCUUAAGUGUAUCUUCUGGGUUUUUGGUUGUCUUAUUAUUUUUAAAUUUUUCUGCAGUUCAUUUUUGUAUGCAUACAAUGUCGUUUUGUAAAGGUAGGUUGUAAAUAUUUUAUUUGUAAGUCAAAAUCACUCAUGUGUAAUGUUGUAAAGUGAUGACCUGCUGUCUUGUUAUUAUUACUACAGUAAAUGUUAUAAGUUAUGGAUGAAACUUCCCAAAAUGUACAUCUCACAAGUUAUGCAUUCCUAUAAAUAUACAAUACUA